Molecule: messenger RNA, 5886 nt
Organism: Pungitius pungitius (ninespine stickleback)
Lineage: Eukaryota; Metazoa; Chordata; Actinopteri; Perciformes; Gasterosteidae
Gene: gart
Product: phosphoribosylglycinamide formyltransferase
Exons: 30
Coding region: 340-4590 (1416 amino acids)
Biological process (GO): 'de novo' IMP biosynthetic process; adenine biosynthetic process
Cellular component (GO): cytosol
Molecular function (GO): ATP binding; phosphoribosylglycinamide formyltransferase activity; phosphoribosylamine-glycine ligase activity
Source: RefSeq, a predicted model, not a curated record
UGCAACACAAACCAUCGAUAUAAAGCCAUUCAAAGGGAAGAUUCGGAGAGAGGAGGUCAUCAUAUCACGACUAAGACUUGGACACACGGGGCUGAACGACACCCUAUUUGUAAUGACAGAGGCGGGAGCGGGGUGGACAUGAGUGCUUUACGGCACUGCUACAAUACAUACACAAUACACUCCGGUACAGUAGGUGGCGGUAUGCACCUAGUCCCGUUGGUGCGACCAGCCAGUACAAACCUAAAGAAGAAGAACGAAGACCGCGAAGAAGAAGGGAAAUAAAAUAGAGUCAAAACACCGCCAAAUUCUGUCAGCAAAGAGAAGCAGAUAAAAGGUGACAUGGCAGAGAAGGUGCUGGUGGUCGGCGGCGGCGGACGGGAGCACGCGCUGGCCUGGAAGCUGGCCCAAUCGCCGCAGGUCCAGCAAGUCCUGGUUGCCCCGGGUAACGCAGGCACGGCCAACUGUGGGAAGAUCUGCAACUCUGAGGUGUCAGUGAGUAACCACGCCAUUCUGGCUCAGUUCUGUAAGGAUCACCACGUGGGGCUGGUCGUGGUCGGGCCGGAGGUGCCUCUGGCGGCAGGUAUGGUAGAUGACCUGACGGCAGCGGGAGUGCCCUGUUUCGGCCCGUCCGCCAAAGCCGCUCAGCUGGAGGCCAGCAAAAGCUUUUCCAAGGCCUUUAUGGAGCGCCACGGCAUCCCCACGGCCCGCUACGGCUCAUUCACCGCCGCCGAGGAGGCCUGCAGCUACAUCCGCACGGCCGACUUCCCGGCGCUGGUGGUGAAGGCCAGCGGGCUGGCAGCAGGGAAGGGAGUCAUCGUGGCAGGAGACCGGGAGGAGGCCUGUCGGGCCGUGAUGGACAUCAUGAAGGACCGAGCCUUCGGCUCUGCAGGGGAGACCGUGGUGGUGGAGGAGCUGCUGGAGGGAGAGGAAGUGUCUUGCCUCUGCUUCUCCGACGGCUCCUGUGUGUCAGCGAUGCCUCCAGCUCAGGACCACAAGAGGCUGCAGGACGGCGACCUGGGGCCGAACACCGGCGGCAUGGGGGCCUACUGCCCCACCCCGCAGGUGAGCCCGGAGCUGCUGCAGGAGAUCAGAGACACGGUCCUGCAGAAGACUGUGGACGGGAUGAGGAAGGAGGGAACUCCUUAUGUGGGUGUUCUGUACGCAGGGCUGAUGUUGACCAAGCAGGGGCUGAAGGUCCUGGAGUUCAACUGUCGCUUUGGAGACCCCGAGUGUCAGGUGCUGCUGCCCCUCCUGAAGAGCGACCUGUACGAAGUGAUCUUGAACACCAUGAGUGGCAAACUGCUGUCCAGCGUCCCCGCGUGGCACCGGGACAGCUCUGCGGUCACCGUGGUGAUGGCCAGCGCCGGCUACCCCGGCUCCUACAAGAAAGGAGUGGAGAUCACGGGCUUGUCCCAGGUCGAGGACUCGGGGGUGCAGGUGUUCCACGCCGGCACGGCUCUAAAGGAGGGGGGCGUGGUCUCCAGCGGGGGGCGUGUCCUCACCGUCACCGCGGUCAAGCCGUCGUUGGAGUCGGCCCUGCAGGCGGCCAAUCAGGGCGUGGCGGCCGUGGGCUUCCCGGGUGCCGUGUACCGCCGCGACAUCGGCCACCGGGCCAUCGCCCACCUGAAGCGUGACCGCAGAGGUCUGACCUAUAAAGACUGCGGAGUGGACAUCGACGCUGGAAACAAGUUGGUGGAGAUGAUCAAGCCUCUUGCCAAGAAGACGUCCCGCCCCGGGUGUAAUGCAGAACUGGGGGGCUUCGCUGGGCUGUUUGACCUGAAGCAAGCCGGCUUUGCCGACCCGAUCCUGGUUUCUGGGACAGACGGCGUGGGGACCAAACUCAGGAUUGCACAGGCGUGCGGUCGGCACGGCGGCCUGGGGCAGGACCUGGUGGCCAUGUGUGUGAACGACGUGCUGGCUCAAGGCGCCGAGCCGCUCUUCUUCCUCGACUACUUCUCCUGCGGCCGGCUGGACGUGGACGUCGCGGCGGCGGUGGUCGGCGGCGUCGCCGCGGCCUGCAAGCUGGCCGGCUGCGCUCUGCUGGGUGGUGAGACGGCAGAGAUGCCCGGCGUCUACGCGGAGGGCGAGUACGACCUGGCCGGGUUCUGUGUUGGAGCGGUGGAGCGCGGGGCUCUGCUGCCCCGGCUGGAGGACAUCAGGGAGGGGGACCUGCUGGUCGGAGUGGCCUCCUCCGGGGUCCACAGCAACGGCUUCAGCCUGGUCAGCAAAGUGCUGCAGAGGGCCAACCUGGAAUACAGCUCCCCGGCUCUUUUUGCCGAUUCGGGACAGACCGUCGGCGACGUUUUGCUGACUCCGACGAAGAUCUACAGCCACCUGCUGCAGCCGAUCCUUCGCAGCGGCGCCGUCAAAGCGUUCGCCCACAUCACAGGGGGCGGCCUUCUGGAGAACAUCCCCCGGGUGCUGCCCCAGGAGCUGGCAGUCGAUUUAGAUGCGUCUCGAUGGAGCAUCCCGCCAGUGUUCUCCUGGCUCCACGAGGAGGGGGGUCUCAGCGAGGAGGAGAUGGCCCGCACCUUCAACUGCGGCCUGGGGGCCGUGCUGGUGGUUGCCCCCGUGGAUGCUCAGAGGGUGCUAUGCGAGCUUCAAGCUCAUGAAGAGGCGUGGAUUGUGGGUUCGCUGGCCCACAAGCGGCAGGGGGCCAAACAGGUGGUGGUCCACAACCUGAAACGCAGUCUGCAGGCUGCAGGCGCCGCUCUCAAUAAAGAGCCGGCCGUCGACCAAAAGAUGCCAUGCAAGAGGAUCAGGAUUGCCGACUGCGUCGAUGGCUCAGUCUUGUCCCAGGUCCAGGACUCGGGGCUCCAGGUGGUCGACGCCAAGCUGAACUGUGACCGCAGAGGUCUGACCUAUAAAGACUGCGGAGUGGACAUCGACGCUGGAAACAAGUUGGUGGAGAUGAUCAAGCCUCUUGCCAAGAAGACGUCCCGCCCCGGGUGUAAUGCAGAACUGGGGGGCUUCGCUGGGCUGUUUGACCUGAAGCAAGCCGGCUUUGCCGACCCGAUCCUGGUUUCUGGGACAGACGGCGUGGGGACCAAACUCAGGAUUGCACAGGCGUGCGGUCGGCACGGCGGCCUGGGGCAGGACCUGGUGGCCAUGUGUGUGAACGACGUGCUGGCUCAAGGCGCCGAGCCGCUCUUCUUCCUCGACUACUUCUCCUGCGGCCGGCUGGACGUGGACGUCGCGGCGGCGGUGGUCGGCGGCGUCGCCGCGGCCUGCAAGCUGGCCGGCUGCGCUCUGCUGGGUGGUGAGACGGCAGAGAUGCCCGGCGUCUACGCGGAGGGCGAGUACGACCUGGCCGGGUUCUGUGUUGGAGCGGUGGAGCGCGGGGCUCUGCUGCCCCGGCUGAAGGACAUCAGGGAGGGGGACCUGCUGGUCGGAGUGGCCUCCUCCGGGGUCCACAGCAACGGCUUCAGCCUGGUCAGCAAAGUGCUGCAGAGGGCCAACCUGGAAUACGGCUCCCCGGCUCUUUUUGCCGAUUCGGGACGGACCGUCGGCGACGUUUUGCUGACUCCGACGAAGAUCUACAGCCACCUGCUGCAGCCGAUCCUUCGCAGCGGCGCCGUCAAAGCGUUCGCCCACAUCACAGGGGGCGGCCUUCUGGAGAACAUCCCCCGGGUGCUGCCCCAGGAGCUGGCAGUCGAUUUAGAUGCGUCUCGAUGGAGCAUCCCGCCAGUGUUCUCCUGGCUCCACGAGGAGGGGGGUCUCAGCGAGGAGGAGAUGGCCCGCACCUUCAACUGCGGCCUGGGGGCCGUGCUGGUGGUUGCCCCCGUGGAUGCUCAGAGGGUGCUAUGCGAGCUUCAAGCUCAUGAAGAGGCGUGGAUCGUGGGUUCGCUGGCCCACAAGCGGCAGGGGGCCAAACAGGUGGUGGUCCACAACCUGAAACGCUGUCUCAAUAAAGAGCCGGCCGUCGAGCAGAACGUAGGUUUCCAUUCCAACGGCGAGAUGCCACGCAAGAGGACCAGGGUGGCCGUCCUCAUCUCCGGCACAGGCACUAACUUACAGGCGCUGAUAGAGCAGGCCAAGCGCCCCUCGAGCUCUGCGGAGAUCGUGGUGGUGAUCUCCAACAGGCCGCGGGUUCAGGGCCUGAUGAAGGCGUCGAAGGCUGGCAUCCAGACACGGGUGGUGGACCACAAACUGUUCGGGAGCCGGGCGGAAUUUGACGGCACAAUUGAUCGAGUGCUGGAGGAAUUUGGGGUGGAGCUGGUGUGUCUGGCUGGAUUCAUGAGGAUCCUCACGGGGACUUUUGUCAAGAAAUGGAACGGAAAGCUGCUGAACAUCCAUCCAUCCCUGCUUCCCUCAUUUAAGGGCGUGAAUGCCCAGAAGCAGGCGCUGCAGGCGGGGGUGCGAGUGACUGGCUGCACGGUCCACUUUGUAGCAGAGGAGGUGGACGCCGGCGCCAUCAUCGUGCAGGAGGCCGUGUCCGUGCGGGCCGGCGACACAGAGGAGAGUCUUUCGGACAGAAUCCGGGAGGCCGAGCACCGAGCCUUCCCCGCCGCUCUGGAGCUGGUGGCCAGCGGCGCUGUCCGGCUCCGAGAAGACGGACGCAUCGUGUGGGAGCCCAGUUCUUCGAGUUGAAAACCAAACGUCCAGUUCACUCUACGUUUACAGUCUCCUCCUGGAGCAUCCUCUUGCACGGAAUAGGUCAUAAAUUUUUGAAUGUGUGUAGCUAAAGUGUGAUACCUAAAAUUCAUAAAGGCCUUAAAAGCAUUGUGCAAAGGUAAGAUAAAGAAGAUAAUUUAUUUAGAUAAUCUUUUUUUAGUUUUGUGUCUGUUACUAACCAUCUUAUAAACAUGCUUAAGUACACAUCAAAAAUAAUUAAAUGAAUGAUUACUAUUCAAGUCACAGUAAAUUAUUCCCAUUAAAAUCGUAUCAUGUUGCAUGUCAUACUGUUUAAUGGAGGGUAGAAUACAUAUUUUGUCAAACUAUUGACCAAAUUGGAGUGCCCCUCGUAAUGACGUCACUAUUUACUUCAGGUUGACCAGCGUCACUGAUGACGUAUUCAAGAUGGCGCACAAGCAUGGACAGUUAUCGCCCGACUGUUGGUGCACCUGCUUCGUCAAGACGGAUAGAGGGUAGCGUUAGAUCAAACAAUCGUGAACUGCUGAGAUGUCGACUGGGGGCAACGACAACAAAACUACCACUGACAAAUCGAUAUGAACCCUUGUCGCGGCGUCCAUUGCUAAGUGGGCUAACGUUAGCUUACAGCUAACUUGUGCCUACCGCUGUUACCCUGUUCUUCCGCUGUUUAAAUACACCAACUUUCUAGUGGUGCCUCAUGAGAGCGGAACACAUAUUUGUAUGCGUUUUAGUUUAGUUUCUAUCCGUCCUUAGAAGUUAUGUGGCGGCGUAGAGACGUCCCUCCUCAUCACUCGUCUUGUAAGGGUUUUGUAAUACAUUCUCAUGUGGAUUUGCCAGGUCGUGACAAUGACAUCUUUACAACUUUGACAUUUGUUCACCUAAUAUUCCUUUACUUCCAAUGACAUUUUUCCACAUGACAUUUUGACUUUUGACUUCUAAAUAAUUUUUGAUCUAAUCUUUUUGAUAUUUUGUUUUUAAAUUAUUUUCUGUGACAUGUUUUGACUACAUACUUUUUUGGCAUUUUUAGAGAUGUAUUUUCAGUGUUGACCUGGAAUGAUCUUCUUAGAUGGAGCAACCUUGCUGCCCCUGUCACUAUGAAAAUGGAAUGUAUUCCCCAAAUUUCUCCACUCGUUUACAUUCUCACCAACAUUCUUGCCAAAGUCCUUUUUUCCAUUCUAUUGAUGCAGUUGCUUAAAACUUCAAGAUCUAGCAAGGUUUCACCCUUCAAGGGACAUGGUGGCCCGGCUCUAUUUUUUUCAUCUAAUCUUUUUUUCUCCAUGACAUAUUUUGAGU